GAUCCGAUCCAGCCUGAUGACCCGGUGUUCGUGAUCCAGCCUGAUGACCCGAUCCAGCCUGAUGACUCGGUGCGGCCUGUUGCCUCGGUGCCCGUGGUCCGGCCUGGUGCCUCGGUGCCUGUGGUCCGGCCUGGUGUCUCAGUGCCCGCUGUUCUGCCAGAUGACUCGGUGCCCGCUGUUCUGCCAGAUGACUCGGUGCCCGCUGUCUGCCAGAUGACUCGGUGCCCGCUGUCGAGCUUGGUGACUCGGUGCCCGCUGUCGUGCCAGAUGACUCGGUGCCCGCUGUCGUGCCAGAUGACUCGGUACCCGCUGUCGUGCCAGAUGACUCGGUGCCCGCUGUCGAGCUUGAUGACUCGGUGCCCGCUGUCGUGCCAGAUGACUCGGUGCCCGCUGUCGUGCCAGAUGACUUGGUGCCAGCUGUGACUUGGUGCCCGCUGUCGUGCCAGAUGACCCAGUGCCCCUGUCGUGCCAGAUUCGGUGCCAGCUGUCGUGCCAGAUGACUCGGUGCCCCCGCUGUGACCCAGUGCCAGAUGACUCGGUGCCCGCUGUCGUGCCAGAUGACUCGGUGCCCGCUGUCGAGCUUGGUGACCCAGUGCCGUUUCAGAUGACUCGGUGCCCGGGUGCCAGGUGACUCGACUUGGUGACUCUGUGCCCGUGUCAGUUUGAUGACUCGGUGCCCGCUGUGACCCAGUGCCCAGAUGCUUGCAGAUGCUCCGCUGUCGUGCCAGAUGACUCGUGUG
Molecule: messenger RNA, 740 nt
Organism: Staurois parvus
Lineage: Eukaryota; Metazoa; Chordata; Amphibia; Anura; Ranidae
Source: the annotation of a GenBank genome assembly